Molecule: messenger RNA, 2637 nt
Organism: Sceloporus undulatus (fence lizard)
Lineage: Eukaryota; Metazoa; Chordata; Lepidosauria; Squamata; Phrynosomatidae
Product: transcription factor jun-D-like
Exons: 1
Coding region: 101-1087 (328 amino acids)
Biological process (GO): regulation of cell population proliferation; regulation of transcription by RNA polymerase II; regulation of cell cycle
Cellular component (GO): transcription regulator complex
Molecular function (GO): transcription factor binding; DNA-binding transcription factor activity, RNA polymerase II-specific; RNA polymerase II cis-regulatory region sequence-specific DNA binding
Source: RefSeq, a predicted model, not a curated record
CCGGCCGGGGCUCACUCGACGCGCGAGGGAGGAAGGAGCGGGGCCGCCAUUUUGUGGCUCCGUCCGUAGCGCCGCCCCGUCGAGGCGGGGGAAGAAGAAAAUGGAGAUCCCGUUCUACCACGACGACGUCCUGAGCGCUUUGGCGGCCACGGCCGGGGCAUCCCCGACCCCGGGAGGGAGCAGCAACACCGGCAACAGCCUCGUCGCAAGGCCUUUCCCCGACGGCAGGGCCAAAAAGGACGGCCCCGGAGCGGAGGCUGGGGUGGCGACGACCCCGGACCCUCUCCCCCCGACGGCCCCGGUGUCUGCUGCCUCGGGGUCGGGGGAUUCGGAGUCGUCGGAGGCCGUCGAGGGUCCGGAUUUGGCCCUCUUGAAGUUGUCCUCCCCGGACUUGGAGCGCCUCAUCGUCCACUCCAAUGGCUUGAUCCCUUCGACGGGGAACAGCAACGGAGGGAGCGCCUUCCCCUUCCCCAAAAACGGCCCCGACGAGCAGGAGUUCGCGGCCGGCUUCGUCAAGGCCUUGGAGCACCUCCAGCACCAGCUGGGCCCAGUCGGGGGUCCCCCGGCGCCUUCCUCGACGGAGCCGCCCCCGGUGUACGCCAACCUGAGCACCUACGGAGCCGCAGCGGGGGCAGGAGUCGCCGGGGGCCCCUUCCCGUCGAGGCUCCAGCAGCAGCAGCCCCCUUUGAAGGACGAGCCCCAGAUCGUCCCCGAAGUGGCCAGCUUCGGGGUCGGCGCCGUCGGAGGUGGAGCGGGCGUCGUCGCCGCGGAGAGCCCCCCGCUGUCCCCCAUCGACAUGGACACCCAGGAGCGGAUCAAGGCGGAGCGGAAGCGGCUGCGGAACCGGAUCGCGGCCUCCAAGUGCCGCCGUCGGAAGCUGGAGCGGAUCUCUCGGCUGGAGGAGAAGGUGAAGAGCCUCAAGAGCCAGAACACGGAGCUGGCCUCCACCGCCAACCUCCUCCGCGAACAGGUGGCCCAGCUCAAGCAGAAGGUGCUCAGCCACGUCAACAGCGGCUGCCAGCUCCUGCCCCACAGCCAGGGCCAGCCGCAGCCCCCGAGCCAGCCCCACCAGGUCCCGGCCUACUGAGCCCCCUUUGGACUGCCGGGAAGGAAGGGGGACUGGACGAGGAGGACGGGCCCCCAGGGAUGGGGGAGGAAGAGGCUGAGGAGGACCUGCCUGCCCCCUCCUCGGACUGCCAGGGGACUCAGACACACACACCCCCCCCAUAGGGAAGAAGAAGGGGUGGCCACGUGAUCUCCCAAAAGAGAACAAAGGGGGUGGCCCGGGAGGAUGCCCCCCCUUAGACUGCCAAGGGGACCCUGACCCCAAGGGACAGAGGAAGGGGUGGCCCCGGAGGAUGUGAUCUGCCCCUUGGACUGCAGACCCCCCCCAAAGGGGAGAGCAAGGGGGUGGCCAAGGAGGACAUGCUCUGCCCCCUUUAGACUGCCAGGGGCACCUUGGCUGGGAGGGGAAGGGGGUGGCCCAAGAGGACAUGCUCUGAAACGCUCUUUAGAGUCCUGUGGGAGGGAGCCUGCUCCCCAGGGCCAGAGCAAGAAGGGAAGCUGGAGCCCUCCUUAGACUGGCAAGGGGGCCUUGGCCUCAAGGGAAAAGGGCAGCCAAAGAAGACACCCUCUGCCCCCCCUUUAGACUGCAUGAGGGACCUUGAGCCCCAGGGAAGGGGAGACCCAUGAGGACACGUUCUGCCCCCCCCUGACUCCCUGGGAUAGCAAGAGGGGUGGUGGUCAAGGAAGACACAAUCUGCCCCUCCCCCUUGAGACUGCAAGGGGCACUCUGAUCCCCGGGGAAAAGGAAGGGGGCAGGUGGAGACCAUGCUGUGUUCCCCUUAGACUGUUAAGGGGGUCCUUCACCCCAGGGACAGAGCAAGAGGAGGGGGAAAGGGACUGCCCCUGUCCCCCUUAGACUGCCAGGGGAUCCCUGCCCCACAAAGACAGAGGAAGGGGAAGCUGGAGACCACUGCUGUGCCCCCCUUAGACUGCUAAGGGGACCCUGUUCCCCAGGGACAGAGCAAGAGGAAGAAGGGAGGCCAAAGAAAGCACAAUCUGCCCCCCUUAGAAAUCCAGGUGGGAGUCUCCACAUCAGGGACUGCACAAGAGGAAAGGGAAGGGGCAACGGCCAGCCCCCACCGCAGCCAUGGGGCAACAAAGGCCUUUCCCCAGAGUUGGGGGUCUUCCAGGACUCAGAAACCUCCCUCCAUGGGGCCUCUUUUGGAAGGAAUGGAAAGGAACUCUCCCCUGCAACCCAAACCAUGGAGCCUUUGGACUGGAAGGAGCCCUUUUGGGGUCAUAUUUUGGGGAGACUGGGGGGGCCCUCUGUGAGUGGCCCCAAUUCCCCCCCCCCAAUGCUUUGGAAACUGCUUUAUGAGACUUCUGCUGCCUGGACUUGGUUCCCUUUUGCCUUCCUCUUCCUCCUCCCCAGGAGACACUUCCUUUUCCUGCCCCCCCCCUAUUUAUGUUCUAUCAGAUUUUGCUUUUCUCUCUCCUUCCUUUUUUUUGCGGGGGGGGGUGUUGUUUGUGUUUUUCUUUCUCCCUUUGGUUUGGAUCCUGUCCUUCUUUCUCUGAUCACAUUCCAAGGUGCAGUAAAAAGAAAAAAGAAAACCCCUCCAGGAGUUGGCAAAA